Messenger RNA from Lineus longissimus, 698 nucleotides. RefSeq lists its product as uncharacterized. The record is from RefSeq and is a predicted model, not a curated record. The transcript has 4 exons. Lineage: Eukaryota; Metazoa; Nemertea; Pilidiophora; Heteronemertea; Lineidae. Bases 22 to 558 code for a protein of 178 amino acids.
CAUUCCAUAUUCUGUUGCGACAUGGUUGUGCACCGAUAUUUAGCGAUCUUACUGAUCUUGACCUCGGCAUGCACUGGUGAGAAAGAGGAAAGGGAGAUCGAGGGGCAUAACCCAGAUCCCGAUUUCUUACCCUUCCUCAAGCCAGAAUCAGUAGCUGCCCUUGGAGCACUGCCCUUUGAACGUUUGCCCAAGAACAUUCAGCGGAUGAUCAGGGAGGUCGGCGAUAGCUCUCACUGGUGUUGUGCUCUACCGACAUCGAAAUUCGUCACCCAUAGCGCCGCUGAGCUCAAUUACCGUGUCACUUCUCAUAAUGAGGCUUAUUACAGAGGAUGUGGAUGGUGGGGCUGGUCUAAAUGUAAAGUCUACAAGACAGUGUAUAAACAUUCCACCAGUUAUGGGGCUAGUUACCGCUUAGUUGAAGUACCGGUCGAAUGUCCUGCCCACAAGGUUGUAUGCUGCAAGACCUACAUUAUGGUGGCAGAGCAUUGUUUACCGAUUUCAGAACUGGAGAAAGUGAAGGGCGACCUGUUAAAACUGCAUGAACUAGGAGAGAUUUAAGCCACCUUGCGACAGGGCUGAUGAUCGGUUCACGCUGGCUGCAAACCCUUCCCGUUUUGGUAUUCUGUGCUGAUGAUUUAAUUGUAGGAUAGGGUCAAAAUAAGAAUAAAAUAUCGAAUGAGUGUGUUGUUGCGCUACUA